This is a messenger RNA of Alternaria infectoria, 1284 nucleotides long. RefSeq lists its product as uncharacterized. Gene Ontology annotation, molecular function: protein binding. The record is from RefSeq and is a predicted model, not a curated record. Bases 1 to 1284 code for a protein of 427 amino acids. Lineage: Eukaryota; Fungi; Ascomycota; Dothideomycetes; Pleosporales; Pleosporaceae. The transcript has 3 exons. Gene Ontology annotation, cellular component: intracellular anatomical structure.
AUGCGCGACUCAACUUCCUACCAGUACGAUCUGGGUUCUUACCAUCGCAAGAUUAGCACUUCCAGCCCAAAUUCGCAAACAUGGUUCGAUCGCGGUUUGGUCUGGUGCUACGCCUUUCACCAUGAGGAGUCAGCCCGAUGCUUUGAACGAGCUAUCAGCGAAGACUCGAAUUGCGCGAUAGCUUAUUGGGGUCUCGCGUUCGCCCUCGGGCCGAACUACAACAAGCCUUGGGACUUGUUUGACGAGAAAGAACUCAAGGCCACACUAGGAAAGAUAAAUGAAGCGAACGAAAAGGCCGAACUACACGCAUCCAGUGCGUCGGAUCUGGAAAGAGCCCUGAUCGACGCCGUUCAAGUGCGCGUGCCGAAAGGUCUAGAUGAAGCUGCGUUCCAAGCAUGUAAUGAAGAGUAUGCCAAAGCUAUGGAGGGUGUUUACGAGCGUUUCUCUGACGACCUUGACGUGGCGUCUCUCUACGCAGACUCUCUUGUCUGUCUCUCGGCAUGGAAUCUAUGGGAUCUCAAGACCGGCCAACCGACGCCAGGUGCUCGCUCUUUAGAGGCGAAGACCGUGCUCGAAAAGGCUUUACAGCAAGACGGCUCACAUUUGCACCCAGGAGUUCUCCACCUUUACAUUCAUUUGAUGGAGAUGUCAGCAACGCCUGAAGUAGCUCUUAUCUGUGCAGAUCAGCUAAGACAUCUUACCCCCGACGGAGGACAUUUGCUACAUAUGCCGUCCCAUCUGGACAUCCUUGUUGGCGACUAUCGACGUGCCAUAGACGCUAACACCCAAGCCUGCCUUGCAGAUGAGAAGUAUGUCUCCGAGCAUGGUGCACAAAACUUCUACUCAUUUUACAUGAUGCACAACUAUCACUCGCUCGUAUACGCAGCGAUGUUUGCGGGGCAACUGAAGGUUGCGCUAGAUGCGGUCGACCGCAUGGAAGCCUCACUGCCUGUCUCGCUUCUGCGCAUCGAAAGUCCGCCCAUGGCAGACUGGCUGGAGAACUUUGCAUCAGUUCGUGUACAUGUCCUGGUUCGCUUCGGGCAAUGGCAAGAUCUCAUCGCACUCGAGAUGCCAUCGGAUAGAGAUCUUCACUGUGUGACAACGGCUAUGACGCAUUAUGGCAAAGGUAUUGCGUAUGCCGUUACUGGCGACAUCGUGAAGGCACAGAAGGAACGCGACGCUCUGGUCGAAGCAGUUGAACGUAUUCCAGCAUCUCGGAUAUGUGGGGAUUUUCCAAACAGGUACGGUGCAUACAGUCAAACUAUCCGGAAGGGCGGGCUAUAA